CAGCCCAUGCCUGUUCAUCUGCUCCUAUCACUGACAUCAGACCACCUAACUACACCUCAUCAGAAGCAGCAUCACACAGAGAAGACUACUGCACCCCUCAACUCGGUUCUCUGGACUUCUGUUUAUCGUUUUAUCUUCUGUGCCUCCAUGAGACUUGGACGGUGAGAGGGUCAGACCUGCAGAGAGCAUUCAGCACCAUGGAGGAACCGACUGCCAGGACGAGCAAGAAGAAAGUUGUAGCAGUGGUGGGCGGUGGUUUGGUGGGGGCACUCAAUGCCUGCUUCUUUGCCAAAAGAGGCUUUGAAGUGGAAGUCUUUGAAACUCGGGAAGAUAUUCGACAAGCCAAAGUUGUAAAGGGGAGAAGCAUCAACCUGGCUCUGUCUCACCGGGGCCGACAAUCACUGAAGCAUGUUGGGAUGGAGGAGAAGAUUGUCUCCCAGGGGAUCCCCAUGCACGCAAGAAUGAUCCAUUCACCCAGCGGGAAACAGACGCCGAUCCCUUAUGGGAAGAAAGGACAGUUCAUCCUGUCAGUGGACCGAGCCAAUCUGAACAAAGAGCUGCUGACAGCUGCAGAGAAGUAUCCAAACACAAAGCUGAACUUUGACCACAAACUGCAGGACUGGAGCGCUGACACAGGGCUAAUGACCUUUGCCAGGGCUGAUGGGUCCUCACAGCAGAUCCAGGCAGAUCUGAUCGUCGGCUGUGAUGGAGCUUUCUCUGCCAUCCGCAAGCAAUUCCUCCGCCGGAGCCGCUUCAACUACAGCCAGACCUACAUCCCCCACGGCUACAUGGAGCUCAGCAUGCCCCCCAUCAAUGGAGAGUUUGCCAUGAAGCCAAAUUAUCUGCACAUCUGGCCCAGGAACACGUUCAUGAUGAUCGCCUUGCCCAACCUGGACAAGACGUUUACCUGCACCCUCUUCAUGCCGUUUGACGAGUUUGAGAAGAUCACCACAGGAGACGAAGUCCUGGAGUUUUUCCAGAAAUACUUUGCUGACACCAUCCCACUAAUAGGAGUUGAUGCUCUCAAGGAGGAUUAUUUCCGACUGCCUGGGCAGGCCAUGGUGUCUGUCAAGUGCUCCCCGUAUCACAUCGGGGACAAAUGUGUCCUAAUGGGCGAUGCAGCCCACGCAGUGGUGCCUUUUUACGGGCAGGGGAUGAACGCGGGCUUUGAGGACUGCAUUGUCUUUGACGAGAUAAUGGAAAAGUUAAACGAGGAUUUCAGUGCUGUGCUGCCUGAGUACACCAGAGUGAGAGUCCCAGACGACCACGCCAUUGCAGACCUGGCCAUGUACAACUACAUUGAAAUGCGAGCCCAUGUCAACUCCAGAUGGUUCCUUUUCAGAAAACACGUCGAUAACCUCCUCCACUUCAUCAUGCCAAAGACAAUAAUUCCACUCUACACAAUGGUCACUUUCACCAGGACGAGGUACCAUGAAGCCGUGCAGCGCUGGCACUGGCAAGACAAAGUGAUAAACCGGGGCCUGAUGUGCAGCGCUGCUGGAGCUGUUCUGGGAGGUUCCUACCUGCUCAUUAAAAAUCCUCCUGACAUCAACAAGCUCAUCAUGCCGGCUGAGAAAAUGUGGAACAGGCUUCUGGCCCUCAGGACCGCCUGAGCGCCGUCUCUGAUCUGACAGAUAAAAAAAUAAAGCAUGGAACACCAGAGGGAAUCGAGAGAGUCCAAACUUUAAUUA
Labrus mixtus (cuckoo wrasse) is the source of this 1691-nucleotide messenger RNA. RefSeq names its product kynurenine 3-monooxygenase. The transcript has 16 exons. Gene Ontology annotation, molecular function: FAD binding; NAD(P)H oxidase H2O2-forming activity; kynurenine 3-monooxygenase activity. The coding region runs from base 198 to 1613 and encodes 471 amino acids. The record is from RefSeq and is a predicted model, not a curated record. Lineage: Eukaryota; Metazoa; Chordata; Actinopteri; Labriformes; Labridae. Gene Ontology annotation, cellular component: mitochondrial outer membrane. Gene Ontology annotation, biological process: quinolinate biosynthetic process; NAD+ metabolic process; L-tryptophan catabolic process.